Molecule: messenger RNA, 6309 nt
Organism: Danaus plexippus (monarch butterfly)
Lineage: Eukaryota; Metazoa; Arthropoda; Insecta; Lepidoptera; Nymphalidae
Gene: Hasp
Exons: 31
Coding region: 69-5528 (1819 amino acids)
Cellular component (GO): extracellular region
Molecular function (GO): peptidase inhibitor activity
Source: RefSeq, a predicted model, not a curated record
CUCCGAGGGCUGUUCGUCGCUCAAUCCGUGUUCCGCUCGCAGUCUCGAAGGACGUGCGUCAUGUUCCAAUGAUCUGUGCCAGUGGUCGGUCGAAAAUGUCCAAUUAUCAUCAGCUAUUGGCCGUUAUAUUCGCUGUCAACCUCGUCAUUGUGUCCUCCCUUCCGAGUCCAACGACCGAGGAGGACGAGGAUGAAGAUGAAACCACGCCGAGUCGAGCUGAUGCUGAUGACGGUCGGGUGUACAAGAACCCUCGGAACUCCCCGUCAGCUCAGUGCCCACGGGACGAGGAACAGGCUACCUUACUAGGUCAGAAAUGUCUCCGCAAAUGUUCCUCUGACGAGGACUGCAAGAGUAAAAAGAAGAAGUGUCUCUGUGAUGGCGCGUGCGGCAUGUCGUGCAUAAAACCGGACCGAGAGUGUCCCGAGCUGGAUCAACCUGAAAUCGGGAAAGUUUCUCUGUCAGGGAGACUGUUCGGUGACAAGGCCGUGUACUCCUGUCCUCAUGGGUACCACGUGGUCGGGCUCCAGAGCAGGAGUUGCCAGGCGGACGGCAAGUGGGCAGGACAGGCACCAGCCUGCAAGGAAAACAUCUACUGUCUCCAACCCCCCACCAUCGAGCACGCUCGUCACUCCGCUCUCCCCGAGCAAGCCACCUUCGACCUGGACGCUACUGUUCAGUACAACUGUCACACUGGUUACGUAACCAACGGCUUCCCUCGGGCCAAAUGUCUGGCGAUCGACGGCCAGGCCUCCUGGUACGGACCUGAUAUCACUUGCGAACCUCGUUCCUGCGGCGAGCCCGGGGACGUUCCUCACGGCUGGGUGACUGCCGACUGUCACACCUUCGGCUGCAGAGCCGUGGUGCAGUGCGGGCAAGGGUUCGAGCUGGUGGGGAAGGCCGAGAGGUACUGUCAGGCCGACGGCGCCUGGGCUCCCAAGGAGCUGCCCACCUGUGUCCUGGUGACGCAGGUGCAGUGUCCUCCGCCCGAGGCUCCCCGGCACGGUAAAGCCGUUUACACCUCGUGCGCGUACAAUUCAGUUGUGUCGUAUGAGUGCAAGUAUGGAUACAGACUCGUGGGUGACGCUACUAGGAGGUGUGGAGCCGACAAGAAGUGGUCCGGGACCCAGCCCGUCUGUAAAGAAAUUAACUGCGGCCACCCUGGACAGCUUUGGAAUGGAUGGCUGGAGAACAUAUCUUCGGGCACAGGAUUGGGAGCUUCUAUUAUAUUUAGAUGUCAGGAUGGAAUGAAGAUGGAGGGCAAUGGCUCAGCAAUAUGUCAGAGUGAUGGCACCUGGAGCCAUCCGCUACCGCAAUGUUUAGCACCAUGCGUGGUUCCCCACGUGUCCCAAGGUAAGGUGGUGCUGAUGGAGAACCGAACCAACGACAACGAGACCAAGGAGCACACGCAGAUAGUGGGCAGUUCUUCCAUGGUGCAACAUGGGGAAAUGAUUGUUGUGGACUGUGAAAAGAAUUACGAGUUUCCGUCCAACAACGUGGCCGUGACCUGCAACAAUGGUACCUGGACACAAAUACCAAGAUGUCAGCCGGCAAGGUGUAAAAAAAUGCCCAAAUAUCCCCGACACGGAAUGGUCAUAGCUCCUAAAACUGAACAUGGAAUGAAAGCACGUUUCCGUUGCAAAGAUGGUUAUGAACUGAAAGGGAAUCCUAUAGUGGUGUGUUCGUUUGGAGUGUGGAGCGGAGAAACGCCUAAGUGUGAAGAGGUCUUUUGUCCUUUCCCGGGAUAUAUUGAAAACGGAAAAGUUCUUCUCGUAGGUAACAUGGGACUAUACGAUUAUAGACCCUAUGUUAAAAAGGUAGUAAACAAUAAGCAAAUAAUGUAUGAAUGUGAGAAAGGCUACGUGCUAUCGGAAGGGCCUCCCGGUGCUACCUGCGUUGGUGGUCAUUGGAGCCCUAGAGAGCUGCCUAAAUGCACCCUAUAUCAACAUCCUCGCAUCCGUUGGAGUCGCAGACGGCGCUCUAUACCAGAGGUAGAGUUGCGUCACAAACGGUCCGCCUAUCUUAGACAAUACUAUAAUAAGCUGAGACAGUCUGAUGCUUCACAAGAAGCAGUCGAUGAAUUGUAUGACAAAUAUAACCCAGAAAACCAAAAGCCAACAUUGCGACAUGCAAAUUUUAAGCUCAUGAAAAAAUUCGACCUUGAAUACGAAGGCGAGGAAGAUGGUAUGAUAGGCUCCGACAUACCCGACAACGGGAACUUCCCUACUGCCAUCUACACUGUAUACAAUGUUCAUGGAGAACCGGUGGGGCAUAAGUUCUACUCAUAUCAACCAGUCUAUGAACCAGAAGAUGAUGAGUUAGUACAUCGAGUUGACUCAAUGGAGUACGAAGACUCGGCCGGUCUGGAAAAUGAUCAUUUAACAAUAUUGAAAGGCGGAAUGUUUCCGGAUAACAACAUAGACAACACGAACGAAGUGUCAGAAAAUAUAAACAAAUUGAAACAUCAAUACUUCGAACGAUACGUCGACAAGCGAAGGAAAAGAUUCUUGACCUUGAAACCCACAGACAGCAGCGGCAAAGAAAUAGACUUUGACUUAAACUCAACUGACAGCAAUCAACAUACGACUGUAGUAGUAAAGCGUAAUGUGAAGACUAGAGUGAAGCGUAAUGUCAAUCUAGAAGAAUCCGAUACUGAAGUUUCUACAAAACAUUCCAUACUAAUGGAGUCUCUGUUUAAUGAGUCCGACCCAGAAUCUUUAAAAGUAAUACCGCUGCCACCAAGCACGACGGAAUUAAGAAACGAUAAAGUAAUCAAUUCACAGAAAGAGUUGGCUUUUUUUCUAGAACAGUACAAUAAUAAAAGUUCUGGAGGAGGAAAUAUUGGUGAGAAACGUGAAAAAAGAACAAGCAGAAAAACUGAUCGAUUGAAUCAAACCACAGCAUCUGUUCCGAAAACAGGUCGCGAAGGAAAGGGUGGAAGGAAUCGCCAAGCACAAGGUAACGCUGAAGAAACCGAUAGCCAAAGUAAUGAAAAUAAUGAAAGUGGUAAUAAAAAUGGAAAAAAAGGCAGACCAAAGAGUCCGUGCGAACCGAUCGAGAGUGAACCUUAUGUCAAUAUAGAGAUUGUUAAGUAUGGACGAGAACCAAACAACACUUUUAGUUCCGGCACUAUAGUAAGAGUUGCUUGCGGGAAGGGCUACGGUCUCAAUCUGGAGCUCAACGCUACAGCUAAAUGCGUUCGCGGUAGAUGGAAACCAGAAAAACCUAAAUGUGAAAUUUUACCGUGCCAUGUUCCAUCAACCGAAUACGGUAUUUAUACGAUGUCACCGAGCGCCAGCCCGGCCAGUGUGGUGUCUGGACUUAGUCAAGGAGACGAGAAGGAACUGAACGAAACAGACCCGGUCCCGAACGGCCAAGUGGUGCACUUUUCAUGUGAAUACGGAUACAACGUUCAAGGGCCAACCAAUCUGCGCUGUUGGCUCGGAGAGUGGGCUGUAACGAGCAUGCCAGAAUGUGUCGCAGCCCCUUGUGAACUGCCGAUCUUGAACGGUGCUACGUACGAGGCCGGUUACCGCUCAGGGCUCACGGUCGCCCACGCAUCGUCCGUCAACAUAGCAUGUGAAGCUGGAAGGAGCCCUCCAGCUACACUCAACUGCCACCUCGGCAGACUUCAGCCUACUGUCAUUGAUUUUUGUAGGCCUUUAGCAAAUCUGUCUCGUCCACGUCCUACGUCAGAAUAUCAAAGUGGUUCUGACAUCGUCCGUGAAGACGUGUCUGAGCUGGAACCGGAGCUGCUGGGACGAGCGGCUGAAUGCGGACCGCCCGCCAGGGUGCAAGGAACGCUUAUUUACCGUGAUGGAUCUGAAGUCAACGAAACAGUCGAAAUGAACGGUUACCCUCACGGGACCGAGGUCACCUUCAGGUGUAUAGCGUCCAUCAUGGGGGAGAAGACCACUUGGAAACUCAUUUGUGAAAAUGGCAAUUGGGUUGGCAAGAGUUUCAACUGUGAAGAUUUAGAAGCUCAGAGUGAAGAAUUGUUGAGCAACAACAGCUGCAACUUCCGGAACGAGGAGCCUCACGUAGUGUCCUUCUUCAACGAUCUGGAAAUAACUGAAACUGUAGAUUUUCCGCCUGGAUCGGUAAUUGUGUCCAGAUGCAGUGACAUUGGCAAAUACGCAAUGACAGGAUCUCAAGUACGCAGAUGUGUGGGAGGCUCCUGGGACGGCGUUAAACCUGCCUGCUUUGGUCUCAACCAGGAAAACGAUUACGCUAUGGAGAAGCCGCCCACCAUCCUGUUCAGACACUCCCAAGGUCCCAUCGCUCAGACCAACGACGGCCGGCUGCUCGUCUAUCCCGGAGCCGUGCUUCACAUGGAGUGCCUCUGGAUACGAAGAUUCGGGAACCCCAAGUGGAACGUCACACUCAACGACCCCGAGCUAGAGCGAACCUACGCGGAAGGCUGGACUACGGACCCUGGUCGCGACAGUCAGCUGGAGUACAGACUCAGCAUCAUCAACGCUCAGAAGGAGGACUCAGGACUGUACCGCUGUGAGACGCCCGCCAGGCAGAGUCAUCAAGUGGAAAUUAUUGUUGAAGAUGUUCACUGCCCUCCUCUGCCACUGCGACGCGGCCUGGUGGCCAGUUCGUCCGGGACCCAGCUGGGCACCGAGAUCACCUUCCACUGCGCCAACGGAAACGCACUGCUGGGGGCUCAGACCCUCGUGUGCCGCGCCUCCGGCAACUGGAGCGCGCCGCUGCCAGUGUGUGAGAGUGUGGAAUGUGGCGAGGUGGUCCAGGACAGUCCACUGGGAGAAGGCGAACGCCGUCCUCGCGUAGCGGUGGUGUCACGAGGAGUAGGAGGUCGCGCUGCCUUCUCAUGUCCUCCAGGGUACGCGCUUUCCGGACCGACGGAGACCGUGUGUCUACCAGCUGCCGACUGGGCCAGGCCGUUUCCUAUCUGUAAAGAGGUGUCGUGUCCGUCGCUUCCUCCCCCGGCGUCGGGUUACGUGCUGGGGCGAGCGCCCUACCGAGCUGGCGACGUGCUGCAGUUCCACUGUAACCCUGAACACACGCUCCACGGACGACCGAUACUGGUCUGUCAGGACAGUGGACGUUGGAGUGAUAAGCCUCCUACUUGUGCUCAAGCCUGCACGUACCCCGGCACAACCAUCUCCGGUCGCAUGUCGUCAGUUAAAUUCUACUACAAGAUCGGGGAGACGGUGUCCUUCACCUGCGAGCCCGGCUACAGGCUGAAGGGUGCUCCUAUGUUGAGAUGUCUCAAAAACCGGAAAUGGUCGAACGCAAUCCCUCUGUGCACUCCCAUCAGUAACUACACAGCCUCGGAUUCGGUGUUGAACGCGGAUAUCGACGCUAUGUUGUCGGACGAGGCUUACCUUCCGCGGGACAUCCUGAAGCGACGGGAGUCUCCGGCGGUACUGUCCCCUGAGAGCUACAAGGCCGCCAUGACCAGGGUCGCGGCUUCCAAGAUGUUGUGGCGCUCGUCCAUCGAGACCUACAAGAACAGAGUGUUCAGAGUCAACAGAUUCAUUAGACGAGACACUAACAGAUAAUUACAUUCCACCCGUCGGACAUAGUGAAAACAUGUCUAGGAUUUUUGUGCCAAAAAAUUCUCUACUUUGGUCGGAGUUGAUCGUGGAUUCGACUUAUGUUUUCUGUUUCGUUGUUAGAGCACAGAGGUUCCUCUGAAGAUGGAGCUGCUUCUUGUCCAAAGUCAGUUUCCUCUAAAUGGAGACCUCUUUAAAGUAUACAUGAAUAAAAUUUAUUGAAAUGAAUCUGUUCCAAGCAGUUAGAAACGAUAUAUUAUAUUGAUUAUAAAUUUCAUAAUAGAGAGGCAUUUUAAUAUAUCUUACGGUAGUUUUUAUAUUAAUGUAUUUAAGGAUUUGACUAAAGAGACUAAACUCUAGUUUAUACGUAUAUAUACUGUAAGUAGGUUACAUGUAAUUAUAAAGAUUCCUUAAACUUCUCUCUCGUAAUGUAAAUACCGAACGGUUCGCCAAAGAUAUUUUAUUCCUUAAACUAUACCUAGCGGUGUCGCUAGCUGUUAUAUUACUAAUAACUCCCCAAUGAAAGCUGCAGAGCGCACAAAUUCAAAACAAUAUGAACGUGGGAGUAGUUCAGACUUAGCACCGCUCACUCCCAGUCAUCAAAGACUCUGAUUUAUUGUAUUGUAACGUUUACUGAACUCUGCAUAUCUUAUAGUUACAUCAUACUUUAGUGUAAAUCGUUCCACAUUUUGUUAUUUAUGUAAUUUAUGUCAAACAAGCAAGUUAUCCCAAAUCAUAAUACGGUUCCCUAAAAACAUUAUGAAUUUAUUAAAAAUUGUCGAUCGAA